CUCCUUUCUUCCUCCCUCCCCCUUCUCCAGCUCUUUCUCCUCCCUUUCUCUCCGUCUCUUCCCGUUUAUCUCGAUCGUCUAAACCCCUUUCCUCCUCUUCUCCCUCCCUUCUUCCCCUCCAGCUCCUCCCUUCCCCUCCUCUCCUCCGCCUCCUCCCUUUAUCUCGCUCCUCUUCCCCUCCCUCCCCCCGCUCCUCCCUCCGUGCCCCCUCCCUCUUCCUUUCCGCCUCCUCCCCUUUUUCUGGCUCCUUUCUCCCCCUCCACUCCCCCAGCUCCAGCUUCCCUCCCAUAGUCAGCCCGCGCCGCUCCGCUCUGCUCUCCUCUCCCUCUCCGAUUCGCGGGAUCGCGCUCGCAGGCCAGACUCGGCUCGCCGCUACCGGCCCUGCCGGCUGUGGAGAGGGAGAGGCGGCCUGCGUGCAGGGUUAGCCGGGGAGGGCCCGAGGCGGGCCUGGAGGCCAUGGAGCCGUCGGCUCGGAGGAGGCCGCACGCGGGCGCGGGCUCCUCGGGAGGCGGCCACCCGGGCAGGCAUCCAACAGGCAAAGCUGAAGAUGGGUCCCGAACCUCUCCUUUCCACCUUGACCUAUGGUUCUACUUGACAUUGCAGAACUGGAUUCUGGAUUUUGGCCGUCCCAUUGCCAUGAUAGUUUUCCCUCUAGAGUGGUUUCCGUUGAACAAGCCCAGCGUGGGAGACUAUUUUCAUAUGGCUUACAACGUCAUCACACCAUUUCUCUUACUCAAGCUCAUUGAAAGGUCCCCCAAGACCCUGCCUCGGUCCAUCGUGUAUGUCAGCAUCAUCACCUUCAUCAUGGGCUCGAGCAUUCACCUGGUGGGAGACUCUGUGAACCACCGCCUGAUCUUCAGUGGCUAUCAGCACCACCUGUCUGUGCGUGAGAACCCAAUCAUCAAGAACCUGAAGCCAAAGACCCUGAUUGACUCCUUUGAGCUGCUUUACUACUAUGAUGAAUAUCUAGGGCACUGCUUGUGGUAUAUCCCCUUCUUCCUCAUCCUUUUCAUGUACUUCAGUGGCUGCUUCACCACAGCCAAGAAAGAGAGCAGGAUGCCCCGGUCGGCUCUGCUCCUGUUGGGGCCCAGCAGCCUGUACUACUGGUAUCUUGUCACUGAAGGGCAGAUCUUCAUCCUCUUCAUCUUCACCUAUUUCGCCAUGAUGGCGUUUGUCAUGCACCAGAAACGGAAGCGCCUCUACUUAGACAGCAACGGACUCUUCCUCUUCUACACCUUCUUCUUCACGCUCCUGUUUGUGGCCCUGUGGGUGCUGUGGCUGUGGAAUGAUCACACGCUCCGGAAGAAGUACCCCGGCGUCAUCUACAUUCCAGAACCGUGGGCCUUCUACACCCUCCAUAUCAGCAGGCACCCCUGACUUCCUCAGGCCCACAGCUGAGAGGGUUGGUGGGGGAGGGAUUUGGGGUGAGCCAUUUGUUGGGAAGAAGCCUCCCCCCGACAAAGCAAAGUGUGCUUCCCUCGGCCCUUCCUCUUCACUCCACCCCCAUAAGUGGGCUUUGUAGGGUGUGUGUGAAUUGUUAAGUAUCCACAUUUUGUUUGGCUUGCUCUUUUCAGGUUUGGGUUUAGUUUUAGGAAACACAACAUCACAGGGCUGAGAACGGGCCUUAUUCAGGGCCCAGUGAGUUUGCUGUGUUUGUGCUAUGUGUGUGAUUGUAAAAGCUGGCCAACGAGUGGCUCCUGGGAGGGACCCUGGCCAGGGGCACCUCGGGUGGCCUGACAUAGAAGGGUUGGGGGCACCCUUGACUUCAGAGCCAUUAUCCUUCCGCCGUACCCCAUCAGGGCUGGCCUGAGGAGCUCUCCUAGCUCUCCUCCAUUGGCCAUUCAUAGGAAGGUAGAGAAGCACUGAUCAGAGCUCAGGUGUCCUGCAUUCAUCUCAGCCUUGGUCCCAAGAGAGCUGGAAAUGCUUGGGGAGGAAGACUGGGCCAGCACCCAUGACUGAAGAGGAGGGACGGGACCUUUUUUGCUUGGAGUCUUGGCUCCCUUCCAGGAUUCUGGUCCCACUCUCUUACUGACAGCAAUUGGGCAAUCACCUAGCUCCAAGUGACCCAUGAGCCAGCCCCUUCCAAGGAUCCAGCCCUCCCCUUCCUUGAUUAGGGGUAAGGUGGGGAGUGGGUAGUAGGCCUGAAAAGGGUUCUGUAGAGUUCCUCCCCAACCCCAUCAGCAGCUGGAUCCUGUGACGGAUUUCUUUUUAACCUUCAUGGACUUUUGAGUUGGCAGAAGAGUCUCCUUAAGACUCCUUGCAGAAGAGACUCCCUGUGACACUCCUAGGAUGGGGGUGAGCCUGUGUUCUUAAAGGCUCUCACAGGCCCUCCCAUGCUGGGAAGGUGAUGGACUGUACUGAGUCUAAGGACCAGCUGGUCCAAGCCUGGACAAGGGCUCAGAGCAUAAGGCUUAGCAACUCAUUUAUCUUUUGUGACCAGGGCUCCUAGUAAAUGCAGUCCACCAAGGUGUGAGGGGCGUGCAAUGUGGUAAUGCUCAUGACAUCUCAUAUCUUUGGAUGCAAAUCAUCUGAGUUCCAGGAACAUAAGUGAGCCUUGCCUCUGCCCCUCCUGCUUGGGGGAGCUUGGGAGGUUCUGGAGGCAAUCCCAGAAGCUGAGGGACUGCCUGGCUGGCUGCUGUCCAGCCCAAGGAUACCUGGAGGGCCAGGAUAAGCAAGGGGAUGUAACCCUUCCUCCUCCCUCCUAUGGAAACUAUUCUUGAUUGUUCUACUUGAGAAAAGUGGUGUAAACCCUCUUUUCAGCCUAACCCAAACUUGAAAUAGGAUGUCUAGUCUAAAGACUCAGUGCUCACUCUUAUUCCAUGGAAACUUGGGGUGAGGAGAGUGAGGUUUCUACCUUCCUCGUUCAUCCUGACUUUCAGGACACACUUAGGCAGCUACACAUCAUCUUGAGAAAUGGUAGAGAGGGAAUGGGGGUAGAGAAGAGGCGUGAUUCCAGGAAGGGGUGACUUUUCACCUAAGGUGGACACUCACCCCUUUGCCUACCUCUUUGUAGCCUUGCACCCUAUGAUCAACUCAGUGGCCUCAGGCUUCCUUCCUGGGAAUCAUCUCCCAUCUGAAGGCAGGGUUCCUUCCUGUGCUGCUGGUCAGUCAGCCUCUCCCCUGCCUUGUCCUUCCCAUGCAAGGCAAGGGCCUGACCCAGAUUCUGCAAGGACUCUUACCUCCCCUUCUGGUUCUACUCAGGUCAUCCAUGCCCUGACAGGGUUCCUCUUAUCUAAGAGCACAUUCGGGCCCUACGACUGGAUGAUUCCUCCCAUAUGUAUAGACGCGCUGCCCCUGCCCCUAACUGUAAAUAUCUUGGCAGUCAUGGCUGUAAUUAAUGGGAGUCUUAAAUAAAUGUGUGUACUUGA
Molecule: messenger RNA, 3368 nt
Organism: Antechinus flavipes (yellow-footed antechinus)
Lineage: Eukaryota; Metazoa; Chordata; Mammalia; Dasyuromorphia; Dasyuridae
Gene: CLN6
Product: CLN6 transmembrane ER protein
Exons: 7
Coding region: 457-1377 (306 amino acids)
Source: RefSeq, a predicted model, not a curated record